UUCUUUCAGUCACUCGCUUUCGAAAUAUAAAACUAACUCACACUUUCGAAGAUCUGAUUCAAAACUUCUUUUUAGACUUCAGUUUGUUCACCGAUUGUUCCAGUUUGUGGUAUCUUCAUGCGGGACAUAUAGCAAAUGAAAUGCAUAUAGAAAUAUAGAAGAUUUAUUCACCAUAUGCUGACUGGAUAAGUUUUGCAGGAGCACCCGUAAUAUGUCCUCCCAUCAAUGUAUCUACGGGGCCAUAUAUGCUAUUAUAAUAUGCUAUGUUCUGCUGGAAUGUUUUCAGGAAACUUCUGCUACCGAAGUCACCGAAUCUUCGUCAAUCGUGAACAAUUCCACCGGAACUGAUAUUCUUCUUCCACUGCUGACGUGUCAUGCCAAAUACACUGGCUACAAGGAAGUUCGCUGGUAUAAAGAUUAUCUCCUGAUCAAGAAUGGUUCCUCUAAUUUGUCUGGUCAUACGCUUUCCUUGGAUACGCUACUCGGCACGAAGUUUGAACAUCCUUUGAAAUUACAAGGAUACUAUUGGUGUGAAACAGAUUAUGACAAAAAAUCUAAUAUCCACCCAUAUCUUUUUCGGAUCAAAGGUGUGAACACUUAUGUUGGCGGAAUUUUGGCUACAGAAGAUUCGCUAGACAGUGAAAAUGAGUUAUCUGAAAAGCUGAAACGUCUGUCUAAGCAGGAAGAAUACGAACAGGAGAUGCAGAAUAUUCUUUUCGCUUUCUUACCUCUGCCGAAUACAUAUGUAACGGACGUCAGACCGAAAGAGAAGGGACUGGAAGUUCGCUUUUAUUUGUAUGUCAGGCAAGUUCUGGUGCCACGUGGCCAUUCUGAGAACGAGCUCGUCGAAGACCGAAAUCAGCUUGAAUACGUCGAAGAUUACCUGAACAACGAAACUGUUACUGACGAACAGCUGUAUACUCAGAUUUUAGAAUGGACAGCUUUUCGUGGCAUUGACAUCAAGAAAAUUGUCUUGAGAAGUACUUUGGGCUGCUAUGAAGAAGCUUCAUUAGUCCCAGCUGAGCCUCCGGUAGAAAUCCACUGGCCCUUUGCAAGAAUAGGUGAAAUUGUCAUUCCGGAUGAAAGCUGUUCCUUGGAAAGUGGACUAGCAGCGACGAGGACGUGCACAGGAUCGUUCUAUCGGGGCGCUACUUGGGGCAGUCCCUCUGGAAAGUGCAACGUACCGCCUAGUAACCUGACCUUGGAGAUAAAAAAUUUGUACGACAGAUAUGGUGCCGAAGAUAAGUCCAAGUACUUAGCGAAGCUGAAAGAUCUCGCACAAAGUCCUCAAGAACUGAGUAUUACGGAUAUGCAUAUUGUGCUGAAUAUACUAAAGAAGCUGGCAGUAGAACCCGAACUCUACCAAAAGGAUCUGAACAGUAUGUUCUCUGUCAUUGACACUCUCGCAGAAGCUAACACUACGGAGCUGAUGGCUGCAAAAAAUACCAUUCAACUUACUUACAGGCUAUUAAAUAUCAUUGAUAAAGUUAUGAGGCUAGCGACAGAAGAAAACAAAGAAAUUAUCAUUUCCAAAAAGCAUCUCUUGGUGGAUACUAAAAAUACUAAACUGACCAAUAAAGAGGACCAUGUUAUCGGCAUUUCCGUUCUGUCCUCGAAGAAAGGAAAAAGCCUCAAAGAUGGUUCUAUAGAAUUCUUAUUGAACGGUACAAAAUAUCCACAAAGAGAAAGCAUAGCAUACUUUUUAUUGCCUCCAGAAUUGGUGCUGAAGAGAGAAUCAGAUUUACUUCUCCCAUGUCAAAUCAAUAUGGUGUUUUUCAAGGAAUGGAUACUCUUCCCUGAGCCAAAAGGCAUCCUGCUGAAAAGAAAUUACAGGAUUCUCCCAACACCUGUCAUGUAUGCUGCUUUGUCCGGAGGACCAGCUUGGAAUUUAUCAGAACCCGUUCAGAUUUUUUUCCGCAAGAUGUACAAUGAGAAAAUCGAGAACCCGGUGUGUGUGCACUUCGAUCCACUCAUAGGAGACAAUGAGGGUGGAUGGAGUACUGAAGGCUGCGAAUUUGGAGGCUUGAAGAACGGAUUCUACAACUGCCGUUGCCAUCAUCUCUCUAUAUUUGCUGUCAUUUUAUCAAAAAGACCAGAUUCUAUGCCGUACAAGCUAGGAACCUCCAUUUACGUCGGCUGCGGUGUUUCCAUUCUCGCUCUGUCCAUGGUCGUUGUACUUUAUAUAAUUUCAAAGGUUUGGCGUUGUACUGUGGAUCACAGUAUUUUAUUCUGUAUGUCUUUGAGCUUCCUGUGCUUCCUCAUUCUUCUGUUCAUCAGCGAGAUGCGUUUCCUUUGGAAAUCAAGUUGCCUGCUCUUGGGUCUCCUCUCCCAUUACAUGAUCCUUGUAACAUUCAGUUGGUUGCUGGUGCAAGCCAUUCUCUACCGAUUGAGGUUCGCCAAGAAGACCGAUGUUGCUGAAAUACCGCAUUUCAUCGCAAAAUCUGCACUUUUCGCAUGGGGUCUACCGGUCAUUAUCGUCAUCAUCAUUUGGCUUGUAAAAGAAUACUAUUUCUACGGAGAAGACAGUUGCUGGCGGACCGUGUAUGAAGUUUCAAAGGCUACUUUGAUUCCUAUAGUGACGCUGUUGCUUAUGACGUUGUGUGUGAUUUUGUGCGCUAUAUAUGACGUUACGUGCCGUUUCAAGAAAGAUUUCCUGAUUGGGGUCUCAACUUACAAUGACACUGUCAUAAAGUUCCGUGUUGCUGCUACCAUAUAUUUAUUUUUCGUUAUGUCUUGGUUGUUCGGGUUCUUUGCUCUGCAUCAGCGAACGCAAGAGUUGCGGAUCUUAUUCAGCAUCAGCAUUACACUCACUGCAUAUUAUGUAACGUUAUUCUUCAUAUUCCACGAAAUAUCCUUCUGGGACAUGUGCCGGAACUUGAAACGAAGAAAUAAAUCCCCAUCCGAUGUUGUGAGCUACGAUGCUAAAUAUUACAAAUCCACUGAAGACCAAAAGAAUAAAGAAUAACGUUUUUCAUUCAAAUGCAGAAAGUAAAAGAUCAUUGAAUACUCAAAAAACAAACUUGUAAAGAGUAUAUUGAUUUUUUAAAAAUUUAACUACAUAAAUGUAUUAUCUUAAAAAGCAAUUUUUUUAAAAAUUCAACUAAAUAAAUGUAUUUUCUUAGAAAGGGA
This is a messenger RNA of Stegodyphus dumicola, 3129 nucleotides long. RefSeq names its product adhesion G protein-coupled receptor G6-like. Gene Ontology annotation, biological process: G protein-coupled receptor signaling pathway; cell surface receptor signaling pathway. Lineage: Eukaryota; Metazoa; Arthropoda; Arachnida; Araneae; Eresidae. The record is from RefSeq and is a predicted model, not a curated record. Gene Ontology annotation, molecular function: G protein-coupled receptor activity. Gene Ontology annotation, cellular component: membrane.